CAUUCAAGUAAGGCUACACCCACUCAAAAAUGGAUUGGGGACAAGAUGGUGGCUACGAUUGUGAGCUUAUAGAAGACCCUCCUGAUGAAUUAACCUGCCCAAUAUGUCUCCUACCUCCUAAGAGCCCACAUCUCAUCACAUGCUGUGGUAGAAAGCUCUGUCAUUCCUGUAUAUACAGAGUACAACAAGCAGGAGGUCCAUGCCCUUGUUGUAAAGGAGAAGAAUAUUACACUGUGUUAGAUAAAAUGGUGGAGAGGCAAGUGCUAGGCCUAAAGGUGUAUUGUAAGUAUAAAAGUAAAGGAUGUCCUUGGACUGGUGAACUGCGUGAUCUUGAGGGUCAUUUAAAGUUGUGUUUUGAGACUGCUUUAAACAGAAACAAAGAGCUUUUAUCAGCGAUACAAAAGAUGCAAGGGCUACUAAGCAACAAGAUCGACAAAGAGAAGGAAAUGGAGAGAGCUAUCAAGACUCUUAAAGAUGAGAAUGAACAACUAAAAGAACAACUACACCAGCUAAACAAACAAUCAAGUCAACUGCCAAAACACACAACAACAAGUAAAGCUCAGGAGAGUAAGGCCAAUGAAUUAGAAAAGGAGCUGGAAGAAUUGAAAUUCAAGCUACAUGUAGAUAAGAGAAUAGCCGAUAAAAACGAAACGAUUGAUAGACUAAGAGAUGAAAUAGACUCCUUGAACAAGAAGAUAUCGUCUAUGGAAACAGAAUUAAAAGAAAAUCAAGACAGGCUAUCAAAUGAUAAGGAAGCAAUGAAAAGAACUAUUGAAAUGCUUACCGAAGAGAAUAGGAAACUAAAGCGUCAAUCAACUCAAUCACCACACCAAUACACAACCACAGCUCCAGACACAGCACUGGAAGAAUUACAAUGCAAACAUGACAGGAGAAUCGCCGAAAAAAACGAAAUCAUCGAUAGUCUAAACGAGGAAAUAAAACGUCAGAAAGAGAAAAUAUACCCUUUAAAAAGAGAGAUAAGCGAGCUUGAAGAUAAGGUAAUGAAAUUAACACAAGAUGCAAGAGCAAUGACAAGAAAUAUCGAAACACUCAAUGAAGAGAACAAAAAACUGGAAUCUGAACUAAAGCAAAAAGCAACUCAAUCAACAACUACAGAAUCAACUCCAUCAGAUACAUAUGCAUAUACAUACAGUCCAAGUUCUCCUGAUGACAACACAGAGAUCCCUUCCGCCUCCAAUUAUGAAGAGACUCGUCAAUGCCCAAUGUGCAAUAAGACCUUUCCUCCUGCCACGUCACAAAGAAACUUUGAGCUACAUGUUGACACUCACUUAUACUAGCUCUUCAUUUAUACAGUACCAAUGGACCAGACUCACAUGUACAUUGUGUAUAUGUACAUGUA
Amphimedon queenslandica is the source of this 1360-nucleotide messenger RNA. Its product is annotated as protein NETWORKED 1A-like. The coding region runs from base 30 to 1298 and encodes 422 amino acids. The transcript has a single exon. The record is from RefSeq and is a predicted model, not a curated record. NCBI's taxonomy places the organism in Eukaryota, Metazoa, Porifera, Demospongiae, Haplosclerida, Niphatidae.